GUUUCAUUGACUGUAGAAGAACAGCCGCUAUCUGACAUAUCAGUACAUUUGUUUUCGAGAUUGAAGGUAGCUUUCAGCCGUUAUGCGGGCUAUAUUUUUAUUAUUCUUGCUGGUCAGUUUUUAUGGCACAAGAGGUUUUCCAGACAAACGCGAUGUGUCCGGGAAAGACACUCAAGCCAAUGAAGAUGACGCAAAGGGGGCAGGGAUAAAGACAGAGGAGAAGAAGACAGAGGAGAAGAAGACAGAGGAGAAGGAGGCAGAGGAGAAGACAGAGGAGAAGGAGGCAGAGGAGGAGAAGACAGAGGAGAAGAAGACAGAGGAGAAGACAGAGGAGAAGACAGAGGAGAAGAAGACAGAGGAGAAGACAGAGGAGAAGAAGACAGAAGAGAAGAAGACAGAGAAGACAGAGGAGAAGAAGACAGAGGAGAAGAAGCCAGAGGAGGAGAAGACAGAGGAGAAGAAGACAGAGGAGAAGGAGGCAGAGGAGAAGAAGACAGAGGAGAAGAAGACAGAGGAGAAGAAGACAGAGGAGAAGAAGACAGAGGAGAAGAAGACAGAAGAGAAGAAGACAGAGAAGACAGAGGAGAAGAAGACAGAGGAGAAGAAGCCAGAGGAGGAGAAGACAGAGGAGAAGAAGACAGAGGAGAAGGAGGCAGAGGAGAAGAAGACAGAGGAGGAAAAGACAGAGGAGAAGAAGACAGAGGAGAAGGAGGCAGAGGAGAAGACAGAAGAGAAGACAGAGGAGAAGAAGGCAGAGGAGAAGGAGGCAGAGGAGAAGAAGACAGAGGAGAAGAAGACAGAGGAGAAGGAGGCAGAGGAGAAGAAGACAGAGGAGAAGAAGACAGAGGAGAAGGAGGCAGAGGAGAAGAAGACAGAGGAGAAGAAGACAGAGGAGAAGAAGACAGAGGAGAAGGAGGCAGAGGAGAAGAAGACAGAGGAGAAGGAGGCAGAGGAGAAGAAGACAGAGGAGAAGAAGGCAGAGGAGAAGGAGGCAGAGGAGAAGAAGACAGAGGAGAAGGAGGCAGAGGAGAAGGAGGCAGAGGAGGAGAAGACAGAGGAGAAGGAGGCAGAGGAGAAGAAGACAGAGGAGAAGAAGACAGAGGAGAAGGAGGCAGAGGAGAAGAAGACAGAGGAGAAGAAGACAGAGGAGAAGGAGGCAGAGGAGAAGAAGACAGAGGAGAAGGAGGCAGAGGAGAAGAAGACAGAGGAGAAGGAGGCAGAGGAGAAGGAGGCAGAGGAGAAUAAGCCAGAGGAGAAGGAGACAGAGGAGGAGGCAGAGCCAGUGGAGAAUCAAGAACUUGAGGAUGUGGAGAACAAGAACCACCCUGGGGAAGCUCUCGCCCCCGAGGAUGCCAAAAGCAGCCACUUCUUUGCCUAUCUCGUGUCUACAGCCGUGUUGGUGGCAGUCCUCUACAUUAGUUACCACAACAAGCGUAAGAUCAUUGCCUGUGUUGUGGAGGGACAGAAGUCCAGAUCUUCACGUCGACCCAAAGCCACAGAAUACCAAAAGCUGGAACAGCAUGCAGGCUUUUAAUUGGUCGAAAUCUGUCACGAUUUUCAAACAGUAGUGAACAGUCCAUGUGUGUACAAACGAGGGGGGUUAAGUUCACCCACUACUAAGUCCUCCCUGUUGCUGUGAAUGGGAAGUUUUCUACUGUCAUGAAAAUCAGUGGGUUGAAUCAGAAUAUGUAGAAGACAGUCAACAUACAGCUGCUGGUUAGAAAUCUGUGAUUUGAUUGUUGGUGUGUCAUUAGAUUAACUUUGAUUCCACUUUCUGUGAUUUGAGUUGUGAGACGAUGUAGGCCAAAUUAUUUUAUUUUUAUGGUUUGCUUUUUGCAUGACUAUGCAGUGGUCACUGUGGCCUUAUUGAGGGACUAUGUGGAAAUGAGAAUUGUCGACUAUCCAUUUCCAUUUCUGUUGUCGGCCUUUCGCAUUGACUAAUCCGACCACACAGUACCAACUCAGGGGCGUUUUCUUAGAUUUUUGGGGGGAUUAAUGGAGAAAAUGUUUUUUUUCUGUGUGUCCAACUUCUGUCUUGCUGCGCAAAGCCAUUUCUUAUAGGGUUUGGUCAAAAUCCUACUUUACAGGUGGUAUUUCAGGACAGUGCUUUGAAACCUGCCAUGAUGGCCAAAUGAAUGUAAUGGGCAGAACCUACUAUCCCAACGUUGUAGAGUAGUGUAUUUAUUGCUUACUUAAAGGGAGUCCAUUAUUGAGGGGAUUUAAAAGUUGCCUGCUAUUAGUAUUUGCACUGAAGCUAUCUUGAAGGAUUUAAUUGACAAGAUGUGCGAUUGAUGGCAUGGAUUAUGAGUCAUUUAAGCAUUCCUAGGGUAGUUCCCAAAACGCUGUAAUUCACCUUGAUUAGAGAUGGGCUUUUCUUGCUGAUCCAGAAUGCAAGACAUUUUAUUUCACAUAGUUACAUUAGAAUUAACUGCCAAAUGUACAGUCUGAACAGUUUUGUCUAUUAUAGACAACAAGUGGACACUAAUGACUGUGCCAAUAUAUGUACAUGUUAACUGUGUGUCUGCUUCUUAAUUUGUCACUAUUGUACAAGAUUUCUCCCAAAGAACUUGUUGCUUACAAACUUUCGUUGUUUUUUUGAAUGCUGGACCAAUUAAAGAUGAAUGGGGUGUGAAAUUAAA
This is a messenger RNA of Osmerus eperlanus (European smelt), 2639 nucleotides long. Its product is annotated as cilia- and flagella-associated protein 251-like. Bases 83 to 1534 code for a protein of 483 amino acids. The record is from RefSeq and is a predicted model, not a curated record. The transcript is spliced from 3 exons. NCBI's taxonomy places the organism in Eukaryota, Metazoa, Chordata, Actinopteri, Osmeriformes, Osmeridae.